AUGCAUGGGAGCUUCGUCCCACGGCGCGGCCGCCACGCCGGCCCAGCCCCCAUCCUCCGCUGCCUUCGUUCACGGUCGCGCGACGCGUCGCGCCGCGGGAGGCGCGCCGAGCGAGAGGCGGCUGGGCGCGCGCCACCUGCCCGUUCGCCGUGGCUGGCGCGCGCGCCGUCGGCGGGUGGCGUCUGGCGGGACGCUCCAGACGCGGCGUCGUGGUGCUGCGUGGUGGUGCUCGUGCUGGUGGUGGGGUCGCUCGCCGGCGGCGCGGGGGAAGAAGAGGAUCAGUGGCGUGGGGGCGAGCCGCCGGUGGUGGUGGUGCGCGGGCCGCGGCUGGCGGCGCGGUGGCCGUGCGAGGAGCUCUACGUGGUGGCGGAGGGGGAGACGCUGCACGGCAUCAGCGCCCGGUGCGGCGACCCCUACAUCCUGGAGCGGAACCCGCACGUCCACGACACCGACGACGUCUUCCCCGGCCUCGUCCUCAGGAUCGCGCCGUUCGCCGGCGGCCACAGGUGA
Molecule: messenger RNA, 510 nt
Organism: Panicum virgatum (switchgrass)
Lineage: Eukaryota; Viridiplantae; Streptophyta; Magnoliopsida; Poales; Poaceae
Exons: 2
Coding region: 1-510 (169 amino acids)
Source: RefSeq, a predicted model, not a curated record